CCAAAUAUUUCCCCCCAGCCCUGCUGACUGUGACUUGGCUUAAAAAGAACAGCAGUAACACAGUUGUUAAUGUAACAGGCUAUAAUGGCUAUGAGAUCCCUGAUCUACAACACAACAUACAGUCGGAUAUGACGUACAGCUGUACAGCAUGUCUGAUCACACCGUUACUAAGCUCAGAGCAAGGAGCCGAAUACAUCUGCAGAGUGGAACAUCCCAGCCUUGAACAAGUAAUAGAGAGACGGUGAGUGUGCUAAGAGUUCCGAUAAAUCAUUGUUUUUGGGGGGGUUAUAAGCCAGUUAAGAAAUAGUCCUGUAUGAAAACCACCAGCAGAGGGCAUUGCUUGUUUUAUACAUAGAGAUGGAAGGAGGCAAGAAUUGGUCACUCUGAAUGAAGUUAGCUCUUAGACACAGCCUGACAUUCAAUUAUUUACUGUAUUUAGAUAAUGCGCUCAGAGUAUGGAUCACAAAGGGAGGAACAUUUUGGAGUGACAAAAUUAAACACAUGCUAAAAUAUGUGACAAGUGAAGCCAUUGUACAGCGCUACGGAAUCUGAAGGCGCUAUAUAAAUAAUAUAAAUAAUAAAAUAAUAAUAAUUAUAACUAAUAUAUGCACCUUUUAAAAACCUUAUUUGCCAGCUGUCCCAAAAUAAAUGAGGACAGGUAAAAGUUCCGAUUUAUAACAAAGAGGCAAACUCCAUUACAGUGAAUCAUAUCAGCUGUGAGACACACUCUGAUAAUACAUUCAUUGUUCACCGGGUUUAGUUCCGGCACUGAGUUCGGAGUCACGAGCAGAACCAUUCAACAAAUCCAUUACAGAGCAGGUGCAGUGUAGAUGGCAAGGGGGUUCCUAAAAAUAAAUAAAUAAAUUAGGCGCCAAUUAGUUGUUUCCCAAAAAUAAUGUAACAGACAGACACAUAUAAGAAUAUUGUUGCCACUAGAUUAGUCUAUAUCCAUUUUUCUAAUGCAUAUACCUGUACAUUAUAACCCAGUACGGCUGGUCUAUAACUGAUUUUUUCCAAUUUGACAAUUUUUAUUUUCCAAAAACGUGGGUAUAUGGGGUACAGAAGAGAGACGGGGGGGGGAAAGUAUGGCAGUACAUCACAUGUUCUCGCAUAUAGUAUACAUCAUAACCUUCGUUACAUGGUAUAUUACAUUCCAAUAAUAUUACAAUAAUUUUUCAAUAACAUGCUAUCCCUAGUGUUAGACUUGGGCUUGUUCCCUUCCAUUGGGUUCAAGACCCGUCCUGUGCUUCGUCACUGCUUGCGUACCCUACGAUUGUGACUAACUGUCAUUAGCUUUUUCUUAUCUCGCAUGGUCUGUACUUCCCAACCUAGUUCAUUCCGGGUUACCCGGCUUCUACUUGUUUGAAUCUCUCCUCUAGUAUCCCAACGUGGAAGGGAUUUGUAAAACUUGUGGGGUGGGGAGAGAAGAGUGUAGGAAGGUGGGGGGGGAAGGAAUUUGGCGAGAUCUGCGUGUCCCUUUUCCUACCGGUUCUGUUCCCUAUAGAGACUUUAUACUCCGCUCAGGACUCUUGGCUCUUGGCCUACCCAAUGUCCUAUGCCUGCCUCCUCUGUCCUCCCUGGGCUCUAUCCCUUGGGCCCUCUCUCUUACCCCCUGGGGUGUAUCUCUUGUCUCACGGGAUCCCCUACGGGGCGACUCCCUGGUUUGGGAUUAUUCGCUGUCUUCCUGUUCUUUGGGGGCGUAUGCGGCUUCCCAUUUAACUUGUGCUUCCUCAAAUUUGGCGCUGUUGCCAUAGUUUUUCCUCGCUACCUUUUCGUAGUGUAGGUUGUUGGAGAUUUGCCUUGUCAGGGCACUUUUAGUCGGUGCCUUUGUGUUUUUCCAUUCCCUAGCUAUUAGUGUCAGGGCCGCUAUCAGUAUGUGGAAAACCAAUAUUGCCCCAGCUCCCUGAAACUGGUCUAAGUUCAUGAAUAGGAGACUCAAUUCCGGGGUCAAUUUUAUGUUGGUGUCUACCAUCUCUUUAGUUAUGUCCUCUACCAUCUCCCAAUAGGGUCUGAUCGUCCCGCACUUCCACCAUAUGUGGAGCAUCGUGCCCUCCGACACCCCACACCUCCAGCACAGCGCUGAUGUUCCCUGGUAUAUCUUCGCCAAUCUGGUAGGCACCAUGUACCAUCUAUAGUACACUUUCCUCAUUAAUUCUAUGUGGGACGUGCACAAUGUCUUCCCCUUAUGCGCUGUUACAGCUGUCUCCCAUUGGGUGUUAUCAAAUUGUUUCCCCAGGUCCAGCUGCCACGCCUCGCUGAAUCUGUCUAGAUGUGUUGGUGUACCUACGUUCAUAAGCGAGUAGCACAUGGAGAUAAUCCCUUUCCUCUGUUUUUUGUCCAUGCACGUUUUCUCCAGCCUCGUGAACUCGCCCCCCCCCUGAUCUGUGAGUCUUUGGGCCCCUAGCAUUGAUUUAAGUUGGAGAUAUGGAAAUAUCAAUUUAGAGGGCAGUUGAAAUUUUUCUUGGAGGACGGGGAAUGGUCUGGGGUUGUGUCCUUCUAGGAGAUCCCGUACAUGUGUGCAUCCUCUCUUGGUCCAUUCUCUGUAAUCAAACGUGUUGUUGGCUAUAUGUAGGCUAGACAGCGGGGUUGCCGGUGACCAUGGUGACAUGGACACUAAUGUCGAUUGUGAUCUAUCCCAAGCCUCCAACAUUGUUUUGGUGGUGGGUAGUAUGUAGGGUUGUGGAGGGCGUAACCUUUUAGGUACCCAUAUUAGUUUCUGGAGGUCUGUUCCUUGUAACCAGUGGUUCUCUAUUUCUAGCCAUUGGGGGUAUGAGGACUGUGUAUGCAUCCCUAUCACUGGGGCCGCCAAUGUCGCUUGACAGUAGGUCUUAAUACUUGGCAACGCUAGACCUCCCUGGGUGAUUGGUCUGUGUAGGAAUUUUGCCGCUACUCUCACUCUCUUUUGUGCCCAUACAAAUUUGGUGAGUAUUGUUUGUAUUUUGUUUAGAUAUGAGGACGGUAGGCCUGUCGGUAUCGUUCUAAAUAGAUAUUGUAGUUUGGGGAGAAGAGACAUUUUAAAUGCAGCCAUCCGUCCCAGCCAAGACAGGUAUUUAUCUUUCCAUGCUGCCAAGCUGGUCUCUAAUUCUUUUUGCAGCGGCUCGUAAUUGGCCUUGAAAAGUCCCCCUAUUGUCUUAGUCAGUUUUAUUCCUAGGAAGGUGACACUGUCUGCUCUCCAGUCCAGCUCAAAUUUCUCUUUCAGCACUCCUAUCACUUCAGUGGGUAUACCAAUUCCCAUUGCCUGGGUUUUUGUUACGUUUAGUUUAUAAUAAGAACUUUUACCAUAUUCUUUUAUUACACUUAGUAAGUGUGGCAUCGAUAUUAGUGGUUGGGUCAGGGUUAGGAGCACAUCGUCCGCGAAUAAGUUGGUUUUGUAUUCCCUGUCGCCUAUGCGCACGCCAUGUAUAGAGUUAUGGUCCCUGAUCUUGGCAGCUAGCGGUUCCAGGGCUAGGACAUAGAGCAGGGGCGACAGAGGGCACCCCUGUCUCGUCCCAUUGGAGAUGCCAAAGGGGUUCGACAGGAAUCCUGCAUUGAGUACUUGAGCUUUCGGCUCGCUGUACAGCGCCUUAACCGCCGAGCGAAAUUCGCCUGGCACCCCAAACUUUUCCAAGACCGCCUCCAGGAAUUUCCAGUGCAGGCGGUCAAAGGCCUUCUCCGCGUCUAGGGAUACCACAAGGCCCCCCUCUUUGUGUGUUCUGGGCAGACUGUGUACUAUAUUUAGGACUUUGCGCGUGUUGUCCGCUCCUUGUCUCCCAAGCACAAAUCCUACCUGGUCUGAAUGGAUUAACUGGGGGAGGAGUGCGCUCAGUCUCGUUGCAUACAGUUUGGCGAAUAUUUUCGCGUCUGUAUUGAGCAGGGAAAUGGGUCUGAAGUUUUGGGGGACAGUGGGCGGUUUCCCUGGUUUUUGUAAGGUGAUAAUAUGGGCUAGUAGUGACUCUGUAGGGAGAGCUUGUGUAGUGGUUGCCUCUGUGAACAUGUGUACUAAUUGGGGUGCUAAUUGGUGUAGAAAGGUUUUGUAGUAGCUGUUGUCUAGGCCAUCUGGGCCUGGGGCUUUGCCAUUAGGUAGGUUUUUGAUUACUUUAUGGAUUUCUGUCUCUGAUAUCGGUUUUAUGAGAUCUUGCGCCUGUUGGGGCGUGAGCCUGGGGAGGUCUAUCGUGGCCAAAUAAGCGUUUAUGUGUUCCUCUGUGGGGUGGAACGCAGAGUCGUUCUUAUUUAUGUUAUAUAGAGAGGCGUAAUAAUUAGCAAAUUCAUUGCAUAUAUCUUUUGGGAUCAUUUUCUUCUCUCCCGUGGGGGACAUGAGAUAGGCAAUUUUUUGGUUUGCUCUUUUUUCUUGUAACCUCCUAGCUAGGAGUCUACUAGCUUUAUUCCCUUGCAUGUAUUGUCGCGACUUCAGUCGUUGAAGCAUGAACCCUGUCUGCUCUAGCGCCUUCUGGUGUAGUUUUGCUGUAAUGGUGGAGAUUUGCAUUUUAAUGGCAUUAGAGGGUGAGUGUUGGUUCUGUGUGUUCAGCUGGUAUAGCUCCCGUCUCCAUUGUGUAAUUUGGGAUGAGGACUGUUUGUGCAGAUAUGAUGCCCUUUUAAUGAAGACCCCUCUAACUACUGCCUUGUGUGCCGCCCAGAUUGUGCCCUUAGACACAUCUGGAGUGGUAUUUUCUGAGAAGUAGUUACAGAUUGUGGCCUCUAUUUCCUUUUUAAAUGUGCUAUCAUACAGUAAGGAGGCAUUCAACCGCCAUGGGCUGCGUUGUUUAUAAUCAUAUUGGUCUUUGACCGUCAGCGUAAUUGGUGCGUGGUCUGACCAAGUGAUUUGGCCUAUUUCGCAGUCAGCCAUUUGGUUAAGGGCCUGUCCGUGGAUUAGGAUCCCAUCGAUCCUUGAAUAUGUGUUGUGGACAUGUGAGAAGUGGGUAUAUGCCCGCUCCGAUGUGUGGGCUAUCCGCCAUGUGUCAAAGUAGUGGUGUAGGGAUAGGAGGUGUUGUAUUUUUUUACAUUGUCUGUGUAGUAUUUUAUAUCUUGGGCUGUGGCGUGGGGUAUUGGAGUCCAACUUUGGGUCCCACACAUGAUUGAAGUCCCCGCAUAUAAUGGACAUUCCCUCUUGAAUUGUGGACAGUUUCUGUAACAGGUGUUGUAGGAACCCGCCCUGAUUUGUGUUAGGUGAAUAAAGAUUCGUGAUGGUGUACAGCAUGUUGUUAAUCGUACAUUUCAAUAUAACAUAUCUCCCAUUUGUGUCUAGCUCUACUGAAAUCAUUGUGAAAGCCACUCUUUUAGAUAUUAGUAUGGAAGUCCCUUUGGACUUUGUAGUGGAAGCCGCAUGGUAUUGGUGUGGGUAAUCGUGCACAGAUGGUGGGAUAUAGUCAUCGGUCCUAUAAUGCGUCUCUUGUAUACAAACAACGUCCGCAUCCGCUUGUUUAAGGUCUCUGUACAAUUGGUGUCUCUUAACCGGUAGGUUUAACCCUCUAACAUUUAACGAGUAUAUUUUCAUGGGGGUCUGUACCCCGUUAGUUUAGUAAGGGACAUACUGAAUUGUAAGCACCUGUGCGGGGAGUUCGCUCGCCCCAGCAGCAUCAAGUCGAGCGAUUUCCCCCUCUUGGAGGGUAAGAUUCGGGCACCCCUCUCUCGCCUAUUCGUGGGUGAUUGGGAGCCCUUGCGGACAUUAUUGGGUACCAGAGUCCCUUGUGCUUGAUGUUUCGUAUAAGCGUCCUGCGGGCAUAUGGGGAAGGUUAUAUAUUGUCCGGUCCCAGCCAGACCGGGGGGAAAUUGGGAACAUAACAGUAACAGGGUAAAUGAACUUAACAAAAAUGUGACGUGUGCCGUAUGUGGCAUAGGUACAAUUUAGUACCUCUGGGGGGUGGAAGUACUACUACUUCCUCUUGGUGGGGUGCUUCCCUGACUUGGCCCACUCCUGUGCCGUCAUGGUAGUCAUGGCGUCUAGGCAGUCUGGUCCCAGGCUACCCUACUGGAGUGAUUUACCACUUGUGAGGUCUUAUAUACGUAAACAGUUAAAACUGUGUGUGUGGUUUUUUUUUGUUUUUUUUUUGUUUUUUUUUUUCCUCAAUUUAUCUAACUGUGUCAUAACCUCAGUAAGUCGCUUAGUUUUAUACGAUACCCUUACGCUCCUCCAUGGUCGUUGCAUCAUGACCUUUCUCACCACAAUCACUUGGUAUAGUAUGCAGUCUAUGAGUCCAAUGACAUAGUCUUUCAGGCUUUUCUCCAGUUCGUGGAGGAACCGCCUGUCCUAUUCGGGCUUCUUCUCUGGCUCUGCUCGGCUAUGCCCCAACGCUGUAGCAAUCGAGAUCCUUCCUCAGGUGUUGUUAUGGCCGAUAUCUUCCCGCCUCUGGACACCAGGAUUUUCACCGGGUAUCCCCACCGGUAAGGGAGCUUGUGGGUCCUGAGCUGUUCCGUGAUGUCCUUGAAGUCCCUCCUUCUUUUUAGUGUAUAUGAUGAUAUGUCCGCGAAGAUCAGCAAUCCCCCAUAAGGUUCGGGGAGUUUCUUCUUCGCCCUGCUCGUUUGGAGUAUCACUUCUUUUACGUGAUAAUAGUGCAUCUUUAUGAGGACAUCUCUCGGGGUGUCUUGUGGCAGGAAGCUGGGUUUAGCUGUUCUAUGGUAUCUGUCCAUCAGCAAUUGAUCUGUUGGUAUAUCAGGUGCUAGUUUUUUCAACAUGGCAGUCAAAUAAGUUGCCAGUUCUGCUUGUCCCACUUCCUCCUUUAUCCCACGUAUUCUUAGAUUGUUUCUGCGGGCUCUGUCUUCCAUAUCAGCAAGCUUUAGUUCAUACAUUUUCAUUUGGCUGCGGAUCUCUUCCACCUCUCCCUCUAUACCUUUAUGUGCUUCACUAGCUCCUCCAUUUUUUUUUCUGUGCCGGUUGUUCUCACUUCCAGCUCUUGGAUAUCUUUAUGCAUGGCCCCUAUUGCUGUUUUAAAGCUGUUUUCCAGCCUGGCAGACAUUUCUUCUAGUAGUGUCCGCAUUACCUGCUGUGUGACAGGGUUUUCGUUCUCAGGGGACUUACUAUGCUGUUCAUCCUGGUCGUCGGCGCCAUCUUGGAUUUCAUCCUGCACCAAGGCCUGCUUCCCCUGCGGCGUCCGGGAGGUGAAAAAAGCGUUUUUUUCGGCCUUUUCUAUUUGCCGUUUCCCCUUAGCCUGAGACAUGCUUGCUUGGGGAUAAAUGUCCCCGGUUUUAUCGUCGGCUGCAGCCGCCUUAUUGCUCCUGUGGGUCCUGUCGGAGCGGAGCGCUCAGUACAUGCGGCCGCUCAGCACCGUCGCCAGGCCACGCCCCGUCUAUAACUGAUUUUGAUAGAGAAAGACGAAGGGAUCUAUAAACCAAGAGAGGGCAUUAUAGCCUCUAACUAACAGCAGCGAGUGAAGUCUGAUCCAAAUCCAACAGGGAAGGAAGUGUUAUCUGUAUUUAGAAAAAUCUGCUGUUGGAUUAUCUUCUUUUUUAAUAAAACGAAAAAUAAUGUUAUAUUAAUGGAAACAGCAGAUAGUGCUCUCAGUAGGAACAAUAAGAAAUAAAAUAAAAUAAUACUCACAAAAAUAGAGCAGGAAAUACUGCUCUAUUAACACAGCACCGGUGGAAUUAUCCCCACCUAUGGAUUGCUUGGCUGUAGUUUAGACCGGCUCUUGUGAGAUGCUUGAUAGUAUGUUCCCCACUGGUGAGUAUGCUGGAGAGGUAGGACCGUCUGUUCGGCUGGAUUCCGUUGGGCUCCACAGAAUGUAUAAAAUAGUGAUAGUGUUCUCAGUUUGAAAAAAUUAGAUAAAUAAAAUAAAAUAAAAUAUACUUACAAAAAUAGAGCAGAUUGAUACUGCUCUAUUGCCACAGCAUAGGUGGAAUUAUCCCCACCUAGGGAUUUCUGAUUAUGGAGUUUGUAAUGGACCUUCCUAUGGUAUUUCAAGAGCUAACCCGCAGGAGCCAUAGGAUGAGGCAAGCCUGGCACUAGUACUCCUGGCACUAUGACCACUUCAGCAUGCCAUAGUAGUUAUGGUGCUUGUGUGUUCCUUUAAAUAUUAGUGUGUGUCUUUUAGAGCUUUAUUAACAGAUACAUUUCUUCAUCCAGGUUCAUUCCACAGGUCACGCAGUAUCCGUUUAUAAAUAUUAAAUAUCCAGAAACAGUUAGAACGUGACACAUUAUCACCUCUGAAGUUUUCUUCUUCUGCCAAUCAAAAACUGAACUGAGAGAUUCACUAAAGAAUGAGAAGCUUCAAGCUUGUGGUAUUUUAGAGAAAUCUGGGAUAUCAUUUUCUACCAGCCACAACCCUGAUCGACGUUGAGGACUGUCGGAUUACUAAUUCACUAUGUUUGUUUGUUUUUUAUUGAGUAUCCAAUGGUUGAAAUAGACUCAUCAUAUUUGUCAGGUCCAUGGCUGCAAUAAAUAGUUCACUAGAGCAGCUAUGUCAUUCCCAGGACAAUGGAGAUCCCCAUGACCCUGCGAAAGCUCUAAUGAAGAUUUAGCUUUUGUUAAACUACAGAUAGAAAUAUUAAUCUAAGUUUGAGAAGUCCUCGUUUGGGACAGAAAGCUGAGAAAUUCUUUUUCCUCAGCUAUCCCAGAGUUCCUGGCUUGAUAUGUCUGCAGAUACCCUUAGCAUUGGACGCUGUACUAAAAGCUGAUUUUUUUAAUUUUUUUUUAAACCAAAGCACUGGUUGUGAUAAAAAACAAACAAAAAAAAAACAGCCAUAGACUUUGGUUUUCGACCUUGUCAUCAACAUGGUGCUGGUGAUAUUCUGGAAGUUGACUUCUUUUUGAGAGCGUAAUUUGCAGUGCCAGAAUGACUCUUAAAUUACAGUGCCAGAACGACUCUUCAUACGUCAAAUAUUACAAUCCCUGAACGACUCAUUGAACAAUUUUUCCAAGUGAAUAAUGGGGUCACUAAGCUCAUGCCAUGUACUGAUGUUACAUCAGUGUAAGAAAAAUAUAUAAAUAUAUAGAUCUCACUAUUUGAAUGGACACCAAAUGGGCUACAUAGAAAUGAACAACAGCAAUAUUUACAAUUAAUCUUCAAAGUAAUCUUGUUGUAUACAUAAUGACAUAAAUAGUUGAAUAGUACUUCAACUUUUUAAACAUAUCUAUGAACUCAGUUUCACUUAUUCACUUUAAUUUUAGAGAAAACACAACAUUUAUUAUUAUUAGUAUUAUUAUUGGCAUUUAAGUAGCGUUGACGUUUUUUCCUAGCAUUUUACAAUAUUAUAAAAAGGGAAAUGUAACAAUAAAUGAGAGGAUAUUUAUUUAUUCAUUUAUUUGUUUGUUUCCUAUUUAUGGUUGUUUAUGUCACUGUUACAAUUUAUCUUUUAUUGUUACAUUAUUAAUAAAUUGUUUAAUUGUUACAAUUUUUUUAAACAUUUAAAAAAUAUAAAUAAAAGUAUUUUAAAAGAAACUGGCUAGUAUUUCUAUUAGUAUUUUAUUUUUAUGCUGAAAUAAAUUUGCUUUGAACAAGAACGAAGUGCAUUGAAGCAGUCCUGAAAUGGCACCUCGGAACACUGGAGGAGGGAGUCCUCGGCCCCCUGACACCAUCAGAGAAGGCUACCUAAUAUGCUUGCUGACUCCUACACCUUGUGAGUGCAUUUAGAAGCUUAGGUGGUUUAUCUACUAAAUUAUGUUUUUUCCUGAAUAUCUAGAGCCAUAUUUCCAUACUUGUGUUGUAUAUAAUAUUUCUACUAGACAACAUUGUGUCUAAUAUAUGAAGUUGCUAAUUUUCCAUUAUUUCUCUGUCUCAAGUGUAAGCCCAAAGGGGCCAAACAGGUCACAGCCCAAGGCUGGUCCACUCCUAUUGUACUCAUAAUUGUUUAUCAGAUUUCCAUAUCUACUUAGGAACAUAGUUGGCACUGCAUGUUUCUAUUGGAUUCAAUAUACAGCUGCUGCAACAAUCGGUAGUGGAUAUUUUAAUAUUUUAUUGUACAUUCCUAAUAAAGGUAUUUUGGCUACCAUUAACACACUUGGAUUGUGCCAUUUUACUGUUUUAUUCUAUUUUAUUUUUUUUAACUAUUGCUGCUUGGUAUCCUGAUUGUAUUUCUUCCUGCUGAGUAUUACUCAAAGAAAUCCUAUGUGGGGAUUAUACCACUUACGCCUGAGUCAUUGAGCAGUCCGUCUGCUCAAUCAUAUGUGAGUACACAUUUUAUUACUUAUACUCAUUAGAUAUUAUUUUAAACAGCGAGCACUAUCAGUUGUUUCUCUUCUCUCCUACAUUCUACAUAUCGUACGAUACUUACCACUCUACACAUAGCGGGGAUUAUUACGUUGUACGCCAUCCACACUAGAGCUGGUUCAAGCUCUACUGUACGCAAGUAGGACUAUUUUAGACCCUGCUGUUGUACAACUCAUCCAUCUAUACUAGACAUAUUGCACUAUCAUCUGUCUUUUUUCUUCCACAUACGGAACAAAAGACCAAUACCUCCCUACGUAUCCUAUAAGCAGGGAUUGUACCGCUGUAUGCCAUCCACACUGGAGCUAGUUUAGCUCUACUACACGUGAGUAGGAUUACCAUAGACCCUUUCUUCCUGCUAUCCACUUUUAAUACCAGACGUAUUGCACUAUUAUCGUCUCCUCUCUUUACAUACGGAUCCUGGGAAGCUGCCUCAAUGUAAUCCACACAGAGAAUAUUCCUUUACAUAGGCCGUUGGCGUCCCAUCAGGCUUUACUUAAGACUUUGUAAAGGUUUUUUUCUUCUCAAGAUUUUUUUUUUUUUAAUUCUUUAUUUAUAGCGUGCAAAGAAAGACAUAGUGUUCAGUAAGCCACAACAGCUUCUGCGCUCAGAUUGAUAACAAGACAUAUAAAACAGGGUUAUGGCAUUUGUAUAUAUCGCACAUUUUAAGUUUUUAUGGUAUGCUAAGAGUUCAGGCUGACUGGUAUAUGUCUGGAGCUACUGUGAAGGGAGAGUGGCUGACCUUUGCAUAAACAUAGGCCUGUGGCUAAGCAUUGUAAGGUAGUACGGUGAGUAACGUAUGAGGAGAUGCAUAGAGCGGUCAGCCACUCUAGACAUGCUGGGUUGUUAUGCUGAACAAUGCUUCAAUUGUGCCACUGGGUACUGUCUUCUCAAGAUUUAUUACUAUAUUCUGGACUCUGUUCAUAAGUAGCUGCACUACAGUGAGCUUUGGCGCAACCUUCAUUUAUUUUGUCUUUUGAACAAUCAGUUUGCCUAACCAAAGAAUUUCUGCACAAAGUGUCAGAAACCAUCUCAGGGAAGCUUAUCUGCAUGCUCCUCAUCCUCAGAUGCUGGAUAUGGAGGUCCUUGGCUGGUGUGGGUACACGUGGUACUUACCUUAUCUGGGAGCCGGCCGGGGUCCUCAGCUCGAGCCGCAGUCCUGCUUCCACACAUGCUACGCGCGGCUCAAUCUUCUCUUCUGUACGGGCCACGUGCACUGACUGCAAUGAGCGGUCACGCGCCCAGCCUGGCACUAGGAGUGUGGCUCGCGUCACGAGCGUGCUCUUAAAGGUGCAGUGGGAGCCACAAUUAGAUUCAGGCUCCCAUUGGCCCACGUCAUUUCGACGCCCCCACAAAGCCACGUGUUAGUUAAGGAUAUUUAAGGAUAUAGUUAAGAAUCAAAUGUUAGUUAAGGAUAUUUCAACUUUCCAAGCCCUAUCCACUUUGCCCUAUCGUUGUUUCUGUUUCAGUACCCUUUAAUGCGUUCUUUGAUCUGUUGUGUUUAUUCUGAUAUUGACCAUGGCUUUGUAUCUGACUCCGAAUUAUCUAUAACCCUUUCCUGUCUUGUUUGCCCGUCUGACUGAUCACCGUGUUCCUGACUCUGUCGAGUUCUUGUUUUUGCUGUCUCUCUGUUACUUUGACUUUGGCUUGUCUCUGAUUACGUUUUUUUCUCUGUCUAACGUUUAGUCUGGCCAUUCUAAGGCAGGGUAAUACGUUAUAGCCUAGUCUUUUCCCUGGCUAUCCUAAAAACUGCGUGUUGGGGUAUUACAACGUGACACUAUGGCUGCAGUGUGACAGUGGUAUAGCAUGGACAAUGCAUAGGUAAGGUGGCGACAUAUAUAAUAAAAAUAAUAUACAAUACACUUGGCAACACAUAUAAAGAACAUAAAAGACAAUAUCUGUAAAAGUAUUAUAGAAUAUGUGGAACAAAUUUCUACGACACUAUAUUCUUAUCUGAACUUUAUUAUUUUAUAGAUCAUUUAUUGCCCAACCAAAAUGUUCAUGUUUGGUUCCAAAAACCCCCUCACACCUGCACUUCUGUAUACACGACUGCCAGACUAUGUAACCAUACACUGCAAUUGUGUAAAAAAACAAUUAGCACAAUUGCAAACUAAAUUAGUUUAUUGCAAAUGAUGCCAUAACUACAGUCAGAGAGCUCACAACACAGCGACACAGGGAGCUGCGACACUGCAAGUCUCUGAACGAUAAAUACGAGACUAGCUCUCUGUAUCCAGUACUGCAAGCCCACCAUUCUAUAUUACUACAGCUCCUUAGACAGACAAUGCAACCCCUAUUUAUUUAUUUUUAUUUAUUUUUUUAUUUCACAAUUCAGUAUAUUUGUGUAAUAACAUUGGUGAAUGACUCCCAUCACAUGUUGACUGAUUUACCUCUUGUCUUUGAUAAUAUCCUGUUUGUCAACUACUAGUUGUCAAAUAUCCCUUUUAUAAUUGUAAAGUGCUGAGGAAUGUUGCCACUGAAUAAUAAUUACACAUAUAAUUCAACUACCAAAUUACAGAAGGGGAGCACUUGGACUGAGGAUAAAAUGCAGAAUCAUUAAAACAAAUUUUAAACAAUGUAAAUCAGUCAGUGAAAUGGGGUGGUCGUGGCUUAUGUCACAGUGAUAGUAUCAGUAUGGGAGUUAUGGAGUACUGUCAAGGGAUUUGGAAAUUGUAGGAAAAACAACUGGAAAAAUAACACAAUUUAUGAAUUUUUAAGAACUUAAUUUAUUCUCAAAUGUGUUAUGUUUUGUGAAUAAACCUCAUAACUAAAACAGCGGAGUACUGAAAGACAAAAAUACAUUCUCCCCUGAUUAAUUUUCCAUGUGUUGACAGCCCAGUUCAAAGCAAUGGCUGAUGUGAACUAGGACCAUCAACUCUUGGGACGGGAGUACAUACUUAUUUCCAUAAAUGAGUUCCAUGCUCACUGUAAUUUUAUUUCUUUGCUAACCAUGGCAUCAUCAGCUAUUCGGAAGCUCCCUCAAUCACAAAAGAAAAGACAAGAAGACCUGUAAAAAUACUUUGAAUAGCACUGCCCACUCACUGUCAGUAUGUGUGAUAUAGGCUCAUUAGGGUGGGAAUGUAAUUCUGCAGGCCUCCAAACAGCCUGGGUUCUGACCCGCCAUCCCAACUUGGUUCUCUGGUGUCCCACUUUUGAGGAACUGUCCCCAACAAUCAUAGUGUAAGCACAUCAUAAAUUGCGCUUGUGCUAAGUAAAGGGCACUGAAAUAGUGCUCUCUGUGGGGUCUGUACUCAGUGGGGGGCUUGCUAACAUGAGUGGUUGGCAGCCUGUACUCACACCAGGCUGACCUGGAAUUAAUGUGGCUCUUCUCAAUUUUUGGGCAGAGCUAGUGGCGAAAUCACAUCACUGUCCCGUCCCCUUUCCGCUGGCGUCCCGAUUCCGGGACUGACAAAGUUGGGAGAUAUGAUGGCACCGUGAUUACAAAUUACUAAAUCACUGAAAAUAUGAACAAUUUUCUGUUAUACUGCUCACAUCUUGGCUGCAUUCAUUAAUAGGCACUGCACAAGCUAUACACUCAUCAGCCAAACCACUGACAGGUGAAGCAAAUAACUGAUUAUAUAGUUUCAAUGGAACCUGCCAAGUGGUGGGAUAUAUAUGAGGCAGCAAGCUAAGUUCUUGACUUUCAUGUGUUGGAAUCAUGAAACAUGGGCAACCAAAAAGAUCUGAGUGACUUUGACAAAGGUCAAAUAGUGAUGGCUAGACAACUAGGUCAGAUUAUCUGGAGAGAAAAGGAUACGUGUCUGUUGAUUAAGAUAGAAAUGCAUCGUGAUUUAUGCUGGACAGAGGCAUGGGACUUGUGGGGAUAGUCAUUUGUUCAAAAAUGUGUUUCCUACAGGCAUAUGAAUUUCUUUCAACGGGGGUAUUCACCCCCCUGACAUUGUGUCAGUAUAUUUCAUGUAGAGGGGGUAAUUGAAUAGGUUCUUGUAAGACUUUGUGACAAAAUGCCUUUUGCCACUGGAUUUUUAUAUGACCAACUGCCCUUUGCCCCUGGCUGUUGGAGGAGCCUGAUUGUCAGCCUCCUUCCUCAUGACUAUGGCCCUGGGGUGUAUUGCCAUUUAAAAAGACUAUUUGGGGCUUUUUGGCUUCUAAAAGACUGUUUCUGCCCAUUUGAGUCCAUGGGAAGAUGUGUCUCUUCCCCUCCCCGUUUCCUGUUUAUUGUUCUCCAGCAGGGCGUUGUCCCAGGUACACUGCCAGACCAGUUGAAACUUGCUGUUUUGCCCACCCUCGGUCUAUCACGUUAGAUUCCCAUAGUUCAUGAUGUUUUUUGUUGAAAAGUUGUGGAACCCUAGAGGGGAAAUAGAGAGAGGGAUUGACCAAUGGAACUGAAAACAAAAAUAUUCAAAAGCUUUUAGAGUCCAUUUACAAAAUCAAUAUGUACUUUUUUUAUAGGUGCAACUGGGGUGUUGGAAAAGUUGAGGGGAAGUUGGAGAAAACAAUAGGUCGCCAGGUUGGAAGAGGCCAAUUGCCCCAUGGAACUAUCAUGAAGAGUGUUUGGCCACAACUUCACAGGGCAAGCUGUAUAUCUGGGUGAACAGGUAUGAUGUUAGGGUCAGUAAGUUUAGGUACCAUAAAUAAAUCUACACUGGAAGGUCUCCUAUGAUUGUAUUUACUAAUUGGUUCUAGCCACAAGUUUCUGGGAAAGAUAUGGGUUAUCCAAAGCCUGCCUCUGAGAUUCUACUUGCUAUAUCUAUUUGAAAUAUAAUUUGCCAAUUACUCAUUUAUCUUAAUUAUUGCUAUUGGAACCAACUAACUACAACCACUUCACAUACCAGGAAAUUCAUUACCAAGUUAUUUCUUUAUACUAAGAGACUGCUACUUUGUACUACAGGAGUCACCUGCUUGGAAACCUUAUUGGAGUCAUAUGGACUAUACUACUUACUGCUAAUUAAGCAUUCCUCAUUGAAAUCUUGGACUAUAUUGUUGCCGCUGAUUAAGCAUUUCCUUAUUUUUAUAAUUGCUAUAUUCUUGUGUUGCAAUUCUGAAACAAGAUUCCAAGUGUGGCGAACGUGACCUCACCACGGGCUCUUGGAGGAGCCUGCUUGCCAGCCUCCUGCCCACAGACUACUCCCAGCAUACUGCUAUAAUCACUGCUAUACUCUCUUGGAGGAGAGGUCUACCCACUGGGAGCUGGAUCCAGGUGUUGGUCCAGGGUGGGAAGGGAUGGCAAGACCCCAGCCAAGCUGCGGCAGCUAAGGGGGGCUACAGUGCUCAUGGUGUCCGGUGUGGUGCUUAUGGUACUCGGCGACUACAAGGAAGCAUGAUUGGUGGAGGUACCUAGUUGGUGUGCCAAGCGGUCCGCAACACCAAACAUUCAUUCAUUAUUUCAAAACCUAUUUCCUGCAAAAGUCUGCCAAAGUUUAUUUCCUUUAUUUCCAUAAAUUAUAUUUUCUUAAAGUGACUGUAUCAAAUUUAUUAUUUUAUCUGCAGUUGCGUUCCAAAUUUUCUCCCAAGAGCAUUACAGGUAGGUAUGGUAUUAACUUUUUUUAAUUAUUUAUAUGGGCAUGAACCCUUUAACUUGCAAGUGCAGCAAUUUGUCAACCAGGCGAACUGCCCCCACAGGGAGCAAAAUAUAUAAACAAUCAUUAUUCACCUUCAGGGGUAGUAGCUAUUUCUCAAGGUAGAUCCCAGUUACCAUGUGUUCAAUGACAUUUAAUGUACAGUCUGCAUUUUACAUUGAGAAAAGUUGAGAUAGUAAGUUGUUCAUUGACAGCCAAAUGCCUUACUAGACAGUGAUCUAAUUUGAUUUAAGACUUCAAAACACUUAAACCACUUUAACGAAGACAGUAAACAAUUGGAUUUUGUUGAUUCUGCCAAGCUAUAAAAUCUAGUAUGUGCUAAUUCAAACUUUAUCUCAUGGUGAAUAAGAAGACUCAAAGUCCAGAUGACAACACUUCUUGUCAGAGAAAUUAGAAUAAGGAUUCGUAUUGCAUGGUCUGACAGAAAUUCCCACACUAUUAGCGUGCUAUCUACUAAAAAACUGAAAGACCAAAAUUCGUGCCAAAAUAAAGGAGGACUUUUAUGAUUUGUUUGUCUGGAAUUUUUCUUUGUACUGUGCAAUGGCAGCAGGUACAAUUACACUGAAAAUUUCCCUGUGAGAUGGCCUUGAAUCAUGCUUGUAGGGCCAUUGUGCAACCCCCUUCACCCACCGAUCGACCAUUCGGGUCUGAGUGAAAACCACACGAACCUGUACAUUUUAAUGCAUUUUUUUAAUGCAUUUCUUGAACCAUCUGAAGGAUAUUCCACUGGACAAAUGAUUUGGUAAUUUUGCCACGAGAUAUCAGCAGAUUCGUGUUCAGAUAAAGAAGUGGUUUAAUUCAGGUUUCGUUCCUCCUAUCCUACAUUGAACUCUACAGCGGAUGGGAUUGAAUGAAAAGUCACCUGCAGAGACUGGACCAUGUUAACUCAUGUGGAUGUUAACAAAAACGCCAGCAAAUGUUUAUAGGUCAUUAUUCUGACUUAUUACUGCACUAAGUCAAUGGAAUUCAAGUCAUUUACUUUAAGAAACCAGUUCCUGUAUUUUUUUCUAUUAUUACAAUGUAUCUGUACGAUUGCAAAAUAACACUCCCUGGCUUUGUACGUUUUGUUUGUUCGGUGUGUCAUGUGGUAAUAAUUGCAACUUCCUGUUAUGUAUUGCUAUAUAUUUAGACGAGAGUAAAGCACUUAAUACCCAUUGCACAAAAAUCAAGGCAACUUGCACUACAAGUGGUAAGUACAUUUUAAAUUUAUUUUACAACAAGCAAAUAUUGUUGAAAUGUAGUUAUUUCAACCUAGCGACUAGCGAGCGCGUCACAUUUGAUACCAUCUGGUGAGUUUUAGAAGCAGUAAUUUUUACAAAACACAGAAUUUCAACUGGAUUCACUCAAAUCCAUUUGAAGGCAAUUCCAAAAAUAAAUUAAUUUGCGUUUUGCUUGCAAACCUGUAGAAAUACUCAAUAUUUGAUCAAUGGCAGCGGAAGCAACCAGCAAUUGAAGGGUUUUCAUUUUAAACAAAAAUUCUUAAUGCGUGAUUAAUUUUGCUCUUAAAUAAUUUGCGGUUUACUUUGCCUGUGUGAAUCUUCCAGGAGUAUACGGUAUGCGCUGUCAUUGACCCAAAAUUGUCACUAAGAUCCAUCUUCUAUUUCUGAAAAGAUAUUUAGCUUUAUAAAUAUAUUUUUUAUUUUUGACAUAUUUCAUUCCUAAAUUGAGUUGACUAUUUUUCAGAUUGUAUUCUCCAUCAACACGCUGUUAAUGACAGAUUUUUUUAAAUUAUCAGGUAUUAGAAUCACCGCUAGAUGCACUUUAAUUUGAAUCAACCGACUCAAAUUGGUUGAUUCAAAUUAACAUACAUCUGGCGUAGGGGAUGUCCAAAAGGUAGAUCUUUAGAGAGUUAGAAUUUUAAAGCAUCAUGGAGGCUGUAGUAUUAAAACAUUUGGGGCAACCCCAAUUUAGCGUGAGCAGUUCUGUCGAAUCUUAUGUGUAUUUCCAUAAUUUCACUUAACUGGAAAUUUUACAUGUACAUGUAACAAUUCUGACCAAUAACAACCCGAAUGUCCAGCCCCCGAUCUCAUGGUGCUAGUUGUGAGUGAUAACGUAUAAGUUUUAGAAUUUCUCUAAUUCACAGGUGAUAAUAGCAGUGAGUAGUUUUUAUACAGGGGCCCCGGAACCAUGAAUAUAUCUGGCCCAAUUCACCAUAUUCUCCUGAAAACAGAGUGGGUUUGUUCACAGUGAGUUGACAACUGACUUGUAAAAGUCCUCAGAUGUCCCAUAAUCUCAGGUCAGCAGAGAAAGCCAUGGCUGGGUUAGCAGUCCAAAAACCAUACCAAGGACACCAGAUCUAACCCCUGGACCUUCUCUCUAGACUUAGUAUACUUAGUAUACUCAUACCUUAUUUUGAAAUCACUCACAAUCACAAACUUAGGGAGCCAUAUGUGGAAUUGCGCGGAAUAAACAGGUAAAAUGCAUAAAAUGAAAAUAAACGGUGGAAUCUCUAGAAUGUAAUGUAAUCACUAAGAUGCACGGAACCCAGGACUGUAUUCACCAUACACUGAGUUGUGAGGAGCUAACAACCAACUGACAAUAUUUUGACUAAAAUAGUUUAGUCUCCCAUGAAUAAAAUAUUUCAUUUUACUAUCUCAAGUCUUCACACAAAAACUGCUUUAUACAAAGUUACUUACGUGCUGUCCCAAAUCCCUCUGCACAUUUUAAUAACUGGAGGGUUUUAGAAUCACUGGUUAUUUAAGUGUAAGCUUCCCUGCCACGUCAAGGCAAAACCUCUUAUGUGAGUCCUAAAUAAACAAUGCACCUUGCUGUCUUCAGCAAAAUCUCUAAUGGGACAGAAAGGAGUAUUUUUCUAAACCCCUACUCACUUAUUAACUAUUAAUACGGAACACCGAAGUGGCAGUCGCACUGUGGGUGGCAUAGGAAUUUCAGGUAGUGUGCAAGUAAAUAUUUUCUUUCUUUUUGAUUGUUUGUCUUGGGGCUGAUGUGUGUCAUUGCUGCCGUCUGAGAGUAGUGGGAGUUUGAACAUAUCGCUUAAUUUUGUAUAUUCUUUUGUUUUACAUGUUACAGUGCCACCCCUCACCCAUGCAUUCCCUAUUAAGGGUUAAUAAGUGCGUAUGGGUUUGGAGAAAUAUCCCUCUGUCACAUUAUGUUUACCUUUUGUCUGAAAUAAACAAGAUGAAUUCUUAGUGUAGGACUCACCUGAGAUGUUUGCCUUGACGUGGCAGGUGGGCUCAUACUUAGUGGCCAUUGGAGUGAUGCUAAAAAAAACCUCCACUUAUUUAAAUGUGCAUAGGGUUUCUGGAUAGUGUGCAGGUAACUUUUUUUCUUUGUUUUUUUUUAUUGUAUAUAUUGGAUGUUAUUGUAUAUAUUGGGGCUGAUGUGCAUUAUAGUCAUGGCUGCCGCCCAGGAGUAGUGGGAGUUUGAGCUUAGGGCUGAAUUUUGCAUGUUUCAAAAUAAAACGACUCCUCGUGCUCAAAGUAAUUUGUUGCCAAAUGUGUCCAGUUUUCCAAGUGUGUCACUAAGGCAAUUUACAUUUCAGCAAUAGGAUAAUCUUGUAUUACACAACCUGACCUGAGUAGAUCCUGUAUUACACAAUCUAACAUGAGUAAAUCUUGUAUUACAGAAACUAACCUGCGUAUAUAUCCUGUAUUACACAUCUCAGCCCACUCAGGAACGUUUUAGGGUUUUUUUUGCGCUGUGAGCAUGUAUAGUAUUCUCUUUAGAUCAAAGUAUUUGAUAAUACAGACACUGAUAAGCUAAUGAUGUCUCUCUUCUGUUUAGGCACCAUGAGUAGAAUUUUGGGACUUUGUACAAUUGCCUCUCUCAGCAUUCUUUUACUUACGCUAUGUCCCACUGGUAAGUAUGCAUGCAUGUCAUUGUCUGGAACCCCUAAUUUAGAAAGCACUAUUUGUGUCCCAUUACCUUUAGUCUGAUUAAUAUGACAAAGAUGCUACAAUCAAAAUAAGCCAUUGAAAUUGGCAUGGAGAGAGUUAUGGGUACCAGGCCAAAUAUUGGUUUUAACGUCUUGUAUUUGUCAUGAAAGGAAAGGCAUGGCUAAAAGACACCAGUACAUCACGAUAAGCCUUUGCAUAUAGGUAGUGACUUGUAUAUCUCGCACAACAGUUCAUUGUUAAGAAAACAAAUGCAGCUAUAAAACAACAAAAUAAAUAAACAUGCUCUUGCACACACAGCACGUCAGAAAAAAAGAAUGUCCUGUUGUGAUCUCAUUUAUAAAUUUUUGUCGAAAAUAACCCUUUAAAAAUUGUCCUAAUCUGAUAUAUCUCUAGCCAAAAAUUUGCAAUCACCUUGUAAGUCCUAAACUGUUUCCUAUUAAAUAAGUAAACUCCAUUAACAUCUGAGUGACAGUGUGCUUUGCGCAAUCCUGUUUAAAACCUAAUUUAAAGGGACACUAUAAGCAUUCAGACCACUUCAGCUCAUUGGAGUGGUCUGGGUGCAACGUCCGUGUCCCCUUUAGUCCUGCAAUGUAAAUCAUUGCGGUUUUAUAGAAACUGCACUAAUUACAUUGCAGGACUAAGUCUGCCUCUAGUGGUUGUCAAUCAGACACCCAUUAUAGAGAUUUCCUGGUAGCUUGGCUACUUUUAGUCACCGUAGCGCAUGCGCAUUUGGACCCCCUCGCCCCUAGAGUGAUGGAGGAGGUGGAUCGCCGACCCAGCGCCAAGGGAGAUCCGCGCUGGAAUCAAGUGAGAACAGAAAGGGUUUUUUAACCUUUUUAAUGUCAAGGGAGGGUGAGGGGGAGUUGGAGCAUAAGGGAGAGGGGGGCAAGAGGGAGCUGUAGCGUAAGGAUACAGAUUUGUAAAUCCUUUCACUGUAGAAUCCCUUUAAUGAUUUAUGUUCUGAAGCUAACAGAGGGACAGUGAGCUUCUUUCUGAUCAUUGCUGGGGUUUAACAUAAUUUUGUUUUUACCUAGGUUUGGCGUUGAACUGUUUGGAAUGCCCGUGGUUUAGCAAUGUAGAGUGUGGGAACAAGACAACAUGCCCUGCAUCAAAGGAUGCUUGUAUACGAAUUACAACAGGUAUGUAGAUUGACUGGACCCAAGCACAUAAAAUGUAACCUGAAUAAAUCACUUGUGUGGACAUGUCUGAUGUAUUGUCUAUAUAUAACAGUCUCUGUGGAUUUAGAAUACCUACCAAGUGUCCCUAUUUCGGGCCCAAAGCCCUCUGUCCCUCUUUUCUAUAUUCACAUUAAUGGGUCUUUAAACAGCAAUACACGUCUUUAGAAAUCAGUCUGUAAAUAGGAUACAUUGUUCUUGUUCUAAAUUGCAUUUAAGUUGCAUGAAUUGUUAUCCAUAAGUCAACUAAAAUUUCUUAGAACAACCCCACCCCUGGCCUCACCCUCACUUUUUCUUGAUAAGGACAGAGGCAGUUCUGUUCAACCACAAUUUACCUCUUUCAUAUUAAGUCCACACACACUUGUUAUUUAUCAUUUUGCUCAGGAGAGACAGGAAUUCCAUUUCACAUCAAAUAUUUGUAUAUAAAACAUAAUUUAACACAAAUUAAAUCUAAAAUAAAAGUGUGAAAAAUGAAGAAAUGUUAUUUUCUUAGUUCCACAUUGUGUAUUUUAACUGUAAAUAUCAUAAUAAUGUUACCUUUCACUGCAAUAAAACUCCUAUAUUUGUAUUCCAAAAUGUUAUGGGAUUUUGGAAACGUACAGGGGUCAAAUAUAGGGCUUUCCCCCUUUUCUGUUUUGACACAUUGAACUUUGCCAGAUUGGUUUGCUGGGCCUAUGUUGACUUUGAGACCGCAUGGCAGCCCAGAAAUUAGAAUUACCACUAUCAUGGCAUUCCAUUUGCAAAAGUAUACAACCCAAGGCAGAUCAGCCAACUGCUGAUCCGAUCACCCAGAAGGGCUGAAUUUGCUGCAGGCGAUAAGGAAGGAGUGCCAACGGGGAUGGCAAUCCGGUGGGCGCGCUAUGGCUCCCUGCGACAUUAAAGCCCACCUUUUUCAGGAUGGCCUAGCACGCCCACCGUACUUAAAGGGAUUAAAGUGUCCAUCUUUGUCCAUUUAAAAAUGUUGGCUGUAUAAAUAAAUAUAUCUAUCUGUAUCGCUAUAUAAACAUGACGGUCCAUGUUAUUUCCGAAUAGGUCUCUCUCUCUAUUAUAUUAUCCUUUUCUAUCUGUAUCUUUCUCUCUCUUUUCUUUCUUAUCUUAUGGUAAUUCUUUUCAUUUGUUUUUUUUUUAGCUAGUGGGUCCUAUUACAACUGCUGGGAUUUUACCAAAUGUGACUCACAAGGUUUAGCUGAAUAUUUUAAGCUGACCAACUUCAAUUCCACUUGCUGCUCUAAUAACCUGUGUAACAGUGGUAGAACCAGCCUUCCGGUCAUCUCUGUGGUCCUCAGUCUAGUUGCAGUCGUUUUCAUGAUCUGUCGCUGAUGAUGCUCCUAGCGUCUCUCCCUGUUCAAGAACAACCUGCAGUUCAUAAACUAAUCUGCAUCUCCUAGUCCCGCUGGGAUGUCGUGAUCAGUGAUUUUCAGCAAAAUGAAAUAUAAAUACCUUUAAAUGUGAAUAAAAUAUUUCCCACAGCAUAAUUAGGCUUUUGGAUGUAUUGUAAAUCUCCUCCUAUGACACUGAUAUCUCCUUUUGUUGUCUUUCCCUCUGAAAUAAUACAACUUUAUUUUGUGUUGAAUAAAAUUACAUUGAUACUGCC
This is a messenger RNA of Pelobates cultripes (western spadefoot toad), 22275 nucleotides long. NCBI's taxonomy places the organism in Eukaryota, Metazoa, Chordata, Amphibia, Anura, Pelobatidae. The record is from the annotation of a GenBank genome assembly.